This is a messenger RNA of Durio zibethinus, 975 nucleotides long. The record is from RefSeq and is a predicted model, not a curated record. Lineage: Eukaryota; Viridiplantae; Streptophyta; Magnoliopsida; Malvales; Malvaceae.
AGGUGUAGCAAACCAGACCAACCAGACCAGACCAGACCAUGGAUCUUUUUCACAAGUUCCUGAACCUCGUAGCUCCUUCCUUCACCUUCUUCUCUUUAUGCCUUCUCUUACCACCAUUUUAUCUCUUUAAAUUCUUCCUUUCCAUCCUCAGCUCCAUUUUAAGUGAAAAACUUGAUGGAAAAGUUGUCAUCAUAACGGGUGCUUCUUCAGGCAUUGGGGAACUUUUGGCGUACGAGUAUGGUAGAAGAGGAGCCCGCUUAGCUCUCAUAGCACGAAGAGAGAAAUCACUGCAAGAAGUUGCUGAUAGAGCACGUGAUUUGGGCUCUCCAGAGGAUGUUUCAAAACUUGAUGACUGAAAGCGACGUGUUGAGGAAACUUUGAAUCAUUUUGGCAGACUGGACCAUCUGGUAAAUAAUGCUGGAAUCAAUUCAUUCUGCAUGUUUGAAGAUGCACCUCCAGACAUGACUAAUUUCAGAGCUGUAAUGUGGAUCGCUUGCUCUAGUUUUAAACACAAUGGCCAUUCUUUCUCUGGGAAUUGUAUGGAUUUUAGUAUCGCGCGGCCUCACUCAAACCUCAAAUUUUUUAGUGGUCAUUCUUUCUUUGCGAAUUACAUACAAUAUGGUUUCAUACCCGGUGAACAAGUGUGUGCAAAGGCAAAUGUAGCAAGUGGUUGCCGUGGAGAUAGGUAUUUGACAGAGCCAUCUUGGUAUAGCCUGGGAUUGUUGUUAAAGAUGGUUUGCCCUGAGCUACAAGAGUGGUGUUGCCGUUUAAAAUUGCCUGCCAAACCUCCAUCUUCAAAGAACACAUCUUAGUUGGCAAGAACAAUACUCGAAUUGAAGAACGUUUGUUCAAGAUCAAUUUUAGCCAUUCUCUGGGUUUAAUUAUUGAAGGCCUGUCAGUUUUAUCAAACUAUGUAUGGCUUAUGGAAUUUUAAUUCGAGAACUCAGGUGUUAAAUUUGGUACUUUGUAAUUAGA